Messenger RNA from Rhizophagus irregularis DAOM 181602=DAOM 197198, 747 nucleotides. RefSeq lists its product as uncharacterized. Gene Ontology annotation, cellular component: RNA polymerase II, core complex; RNA polymerase III complex; RNA polymerase I complex. NCBI's taxonomy places the organism in Eukaryota, Fungi, Glomeromycota, Glomeromycetes, Glomerales, Glomeraceae. The record is from RefSeq and is a predicted model, not a curated record. Gene Ontology annotation, molecular function: DNA binding; zinc ion binding. Gene Ontology annotation, biological process: DNA-templated transcription.
CUGAUAUUCCCAUGUCAAUAUAACAUAUAUGGUCGUUGUUAUUUCACGUGAUUUUGUGCCGGCAUUACGUCAUUAAGGCAUUAAGAAAUUAACGACAUUGUAACCCCCUCUAAUUUUAGGGUCUGGUAUAACUUAGUUCGUCUCUCAUUGUGUAUACAUACUGGUGGCAAUUCAAGAGUGUGAAACCGCAUUAGUCAACAUUCAUUUAUUUUUAGGAGGUUAAAAGUAAACAAAUGAAUAGAGAAGCAUAUCAAGGUCCACAAGGAGGUCCACCUCCACCUCCAGGUCCUGUUAAUCAAGCGACACCAAGAGCAAGCGAUGCUGCAGCAAAAAUGUUAUAUAAUUGUGCAGAUUGUGGAGCGGAAAAUGAAAUAAGACCGAAAGAACCUUUACGUUGUAAAGAAUGUGGCCAUAGAAUUAUGUAUAAACAGAGAACAAAAAAGAUGGUCCAAUUUGAAGCUCGUUGACAAUAAAUAAUAUUGUAAUUUUUCUUUCAUUACAACCGGAAUUUGCUUUACCAUGAAAGACAAUUUUUACUAUUAAUAUCCUUCCGAAAUUAGUUACAUUAGAUUUUUUUUUUUAUUAAGAAAAGCGUUAAAAAAUACAGACGUUAUCAAACAUAAAAAUCGAAAAUAUCAUAUUCGUUUAAAGACUAGUUAGUAAUCGAAACUAACUAUACGACUUUAUUAUAAUAAAUAAACUUUAUAAUUUUUCAGAUUGAAAAAUCGAGACUUUAGUUAAAAUAAA